UUGGGGCCUUGGGGGAUGAGAGAGAGAGUGUGCAACAAACUCGCUACACUCCCUAGAGUUGUCCAACAUCUCCAACCUCUUUCUUUCUUUCCCCACUAACAUUUGAUUUUCCCCCUUCCUUUUCUUUUUUCAUUUUUUUUUUCUGUCAAAAAAUUUUGGGCGUUUUUCUGGGUUGAUUUGCUGCACUUGCAGCAGAUCCUUUCAAUUUCCCCCUUUUCAACACCCUAAUUUUACUCCCAAUCAUCGAAUUAAUGGAAUUUGUGGGAAAAACUGUGUCGAAGGAGUUCAAAGGGUUUGGGGUUUUUGAAGGAGUUGUUGAAUCAUACGAUUCUUUAACUGGUUUUUUCAAAAUCUUGUACGAAGACGGCGAUUCCGAGGAAGCUGAUUUGUCCGAGGUUACUCGUUUGAUCUCUUCUUCUUCGUCUGUUGCUGCUGUUAACUCAAUUGCUGGGAAUCAGAAAGUUGCGACAAAAAAAGUUGGGAGGAAGCCCAAGAAACGGCGUCGUAAUGAUCCAGGUAAAUCUUCUGACAGUUUGGAAGUUGAUAAUUCGCGACAGAAUUUAGUUAUUGAGCCUGAAUUAGGUCGAACUGAAGUGAAUGAUUUUAAUGUUUCUGUUAAUGUUAAUGGGAAUUUGGAUGGUAUUGACGGAAAUGACGAUUUAGAUUUGAACCGCGGGUUAAAUGUCGAUGAUGGGGUUCAAAAUGGGGAAGUUAGGGGUGGUAUUGACUUGAAUUUGAGUGUAGACGAUGAUGGGUUUGAUGGGAAUGACACUAGGAUUGAAAAGGUUGGUUUAGUUGGGAGGAUAGAACGCGGGUUCGAUUUGAAUUUAGGGAUUGAUGACGAGGGCGUUAACGGGGAGAAUGGGGCAAUAAAUAUCAAUUCUUGUGUAGGUUUAGGUGAAGAAGUGAAAGAUGGGGAUGUCAGUGCUGUUGAUGCUAAUCUUGUAAAUAGUAGGGUUUGUGAUUAUCAAUUAGAUGGAGGUGGUGUGGAAGCUGUGACACCGAAUCAAUGCCAGGAUGGAAAUUCUGGUCGUAGGAAGAGGAGAAAGAUGCAGAAGAAUUUAAGUACUCCAACAGAAACUGUGUUGAGAAGAAGUGCACGACGAACAAAGGCUGCUGCUGUAAAUGAGAAUGAUGCUUCCAGUGCCGUGGUAGAAGAUGAAGUGAAUGAUAUGUCUGUGGUGUCAGGGGUUAUUGAUGAAGCUGAAGAAAAGCCUGCUCCUCAGAUGCUGGAAAAAAUCAUAGAACCUCAAACUCCUCCUCCUAAGAUUGAACUGCCACCGUCUUCAGCUAAUUUAAAUUUAGAGGGAAUUCCUGUGUUAGAUAUUUUCUCUGUAUAUGCUUGCCUUAGGUCGUUUAGUACCAAAUUAUACUUGAGUCCUUUUGAAUUGGAGGAUCUUGUAGCAGCAUUGAAGAGCAGGGUAUCUAAUCAAUUAAUUGACUUAAUUCAUGUCGCCAUCUUGCAAACGUUGAGAAAACAUCUGGAAUUGCUUGCAAGUGAGGGAUGUGAAUCUGCAUCCACUUGUUUGAGGAAUUUGAACUGGGAUUUUCUGGAUGCAAUUACCUGGCCUGUGUUUAUGGUUGAAUAUCUACUUAUUCACGGUUCUGGUUUAAAACCUGGUUUUUCUCUCAAUCACUUGAAGCUAUUUGAGGGCGAAUACUACAAAAACCCAGCAGAGGUGAAGAUAGAAUUGCUUCGUUGUCUUUGUGAUGAUGUUGUUGAAGUUGAGGCCAUUAGAUCAGAGCUUAGUAAAAGGACAGGUAUUGCAGAGGCUAAUAUGGAUACUGGUCGAACGGUGUGCAAUGAUAAGAAAAGGAGAACCUCUUUAGAUGUUCCUGUAGACUCUUGCCCAAGUGAGGGCAUGAAAGAAGAGGUAGCUGAUGGAAACAGUGAUGAGUGUUGCCUUUGUAAGAUGGAUGGGAACUUGAUAUGCUGUGAUGGUUGUCCAGCUGCAUAUCAUUCAAAAUGUGUUGGAAUUGUCAGCAGUCUUUUGCCAGAGGGUAACUGGUACUGUCCAGAAUGUGUGAUUGGCAAACUGAAAUUUGCCAACAAACCUCAGAAAUUCAUUCGGGGUGCAGAGUUACUUGGAACUGAUACUUGUGGACGCCUUUUUUUCAGCUGCUUUGACUACCUUUUGGUGUCAGAUUCCAGUGAUGCUGAGGCUGUAUGUAGUUAUUACCACAAAGAUGACCUCAGUGAUGUUAUUCAACUUCUGCAAUCAUCUACUAUUUUAUACAGCUCAAUCCUAAGUGCAAUUUCUCAACAUUGGGCCUUCCCAACUGAAUAUGAUGGAAGGAAAUCAAAAAAAUUCAUCAAUACAAGAUAUUCUGGUCAUUCGGGCUCUGAAAUUUCUGAACCUGCAGACUUGCUUGGUUCAGAUACUGCAAAACCUUGCAGAGAAACAAACAAUCUACUUACAAGUUCCGAAGGAUCUGGUGAAGUUUUACAGGAGAAUGAGUUGAUUCAAAAAUCUUGUAGACCUGUGUCCAAUAUGGUUGCCAGAGGGACAUCUGGAAAGAAGCUUUCAUCUUCUAAACUGAGGAAGGAAAAAGGUCCUGCAAGAAAAGGUAGAUCCGUUUUGAAGGCUAAAGAGGAGGAUGUGUUACAAGAGCAAUCUGGGGAUAAUUAUCUAAAUAGCUAUAGCUUUGCUCGGACAGCAUCUUCAGUUGUUGAAGAAUUAUUGAGAAAACCCACUGGUAAAGAUGCUCCUAAGACUGAGGAGGAGAUCAUUUCAAUUCAGUUGAAGUUUAUUCUGAAGAAGUCAGUAAAGUCUUGUUGGACUACUGUUCAAGACCUAAAUAGGAAGAGACAGACAGAAAAAUGUGGAUGGUGCUACUGUUGCAGAUUUCCUGUUGAAGGAAGAGGUUGUUUAUUCAGUAUCCCGAAUGGUAUAUCUGUUUCAGAUGCUCUUAAAGAAGAAAUUGAUGGUAUCCUGUCAAAAAGGAAUAAGAAGGGACAUCUUGUAGAUGUCAUUUGCUACAUUCUUUGUAUGGAAGAUCGCCUGCGGGGACUUCUCUCUGGUCCAUGGCUGCGACCUCAAUACAGUGAGCUUUGGCGUCAACGUGUCCUCAAAGCAUGUGAUGUUUCUUCACUGAAACUCCCUCUGCUUACGCUGGAGGCCAGUAUACGUCCUUUGGCUAUUUCUGCUGAUUGGUGGAAACAUGUUGACUUGGUUACUACUAUGGGUUCAGCUUCUCACUUUGUGGCCAGUUCACGUGCAACUUCAAAGAACGGUCUCAGCAGAAAGAAGGUUAGAUAUGCAGACACUGAGAAUAAAUCUUCAACUGCUGGUCGUGGUUUAGUUUUCUUUUGGUGGAGAGGGGGUAAGACUUCUCGUAGUCUAUUCAAUUGUAAAGGCAUACCUCGCUCGUUGGCUUUGAAAGUGGCCCGAAAAGCUGGCUGCAUGAAGUUACCGGAUAUACAAUAUCCUGAUGCUUCUGAAAUUGCUAGGCGAACUAAAUGUGUUGCAUGGCGGGCUGCUGUAGAAACAUCCACAAGUCUUGAGCAGCUGGCUUUGCAGGUGAGAGAGUUUGACCUGGUUAUUCGCUGGGAUGAUAUUGAGAAUACUCAUCCUCAUUCUCUAUUGGACAAGAACUCCAUAAAGUCGAUCAGGCUGUUUAAGAAAGUCAUAGUCAGGCGUAAGUGUUUAGAAGGUACAGUUGCAAGAUAUCUUUUGGAUUUUGGUAAGAGAAGAAGUGUUCCAGAUGUUGUUCUUAAACAUGGGCAAAAGUUUGAAAAAUCUGACUGUGAGAGGAAAAAAUAUUGGUUGGAUGAAGUGUAUGUUCCUUUAUAUCUCUUGAAGAGUUUUGAGGAGAAAAGAAUAACCCGCAAGGCUGGUAAGAAAAAUUACAAUAAAUUCCGAAGAGGUGUUAAAGUGUGCAAGAAGCCUUCGAGGGAAAAAGGUUUUGACUAUCUUUUCUCAAGAGCAGAAAGGGCUGACAGUUAUCAAUGUGGACACUGUAACAAGAAUGUGCUGAUUAGUGAAGCUGUGAGCUGUCAACUUUGCAACGGGUAUUUUCAUAAAAGACAUGUCAUGAAGUCUUCAGAGGGAAUUACUUCUGGAUGCAUAUAUACAUGCCACAAAUGCCGGGCAGGGAAGCAUGUAAAGAAAGAAAGCAAUCUGGGGAAACGGAAAAUUGGUAAACUUCGGGCCGCGAAAAAUGUGAAGGUUGUCAGUGAAGGGCACUCUGCAGCAUUGAGGGCUAAGCCUCGGAAGAAGGGAAGACCCUUAGGCAGUCGUAGAAAAGUGCUUCUGCGAAAUGCUAAAAAGAUGCUGUCCCAUGAGCAGUCUCCAUCACAGAAAAUUACCAAUGUCUCUACAGGUGUUACUCUGCGCCGUUCUGCUAGAAAAGCGAAUUGUACAACUCUGCAUUCUAAUAGUUCUGCUAGGAAAGCAAUAUGUACAACUCUGCAUACCAAUAGUUCCGCUGGAGGAAAAAAGAGGAAAAGGAAUAAGCGUAGGAAUAUGGCAUCAAAGAAAACCCCGAAGGGCAUCUCCUGGCAGAAGAAAAGAACACAAAUUCUCCAUUCAUUCUGGAUAAACGGCCUUAUGCUAUCUAGGAAGCCAAAUGAUGAGCGGGUAAUACAGUUUAAAAGAAGAAAACUCCUUGUGCCAUCUGAACUCUCUGCUGAGAUUGAUGAUCAACCAAAAUGCUCUCUCUGCUCACAGCAAGGAACUACAUCAGCUUCGAUGUAUAUUUCUUGUGAAAUAUGUGGAGAUUGGUUCCAUGGUAAUGCAUUUGGACUUAACAAAGGAAAUAUUGGUAGUCUUAUAGGGUUCAAAUGCCACGUAUGCCGUGAUAGGAGUCCUCCUGCUUGUCCUUUUGUUGACAAAUCAAGGGAUGAAAGUAUGCUUUUUAUGGAAGCUACUUGUGAUGCUCAAGAAUCAUCAGAAGUUGUUACUGUUAGAAAGGAUACAGAUAAUGUGCUAGAGCUUCAGUGCAAUGAAAAUUCUUCUGGUCUCUUAGAGGCUCAUUUAGCACAGAAUUGUGAUAGAAAUCUUAAUCAGGUUAAGACUCUGAUGCUAGAUUCUGAGUUGAGAGUAGUAAAUGGGUCACCUACCAGCAAGGAGGAUGUAUCCUGUUCAGAGGACAACAAUACCCUUUUGUUUGAAGCUUCUAUUGAGGCUCUGGAUGCCCAGGGAUUAUGUGAAGUUGUUGCAAUUCAAAAGGCAACAGAUAGUGUGUUAGAGCUUCAACAAAAAUGUGAUGGAACUUGUGACGAAUAUGACACUCCAAUGCUAGAUUCUGAGACCAGAGUUGAAAACGGGUCACUUGGCAAGGAGGCUGUAUCCUGUUCAGAGGACAACAGUACCCUUUUUACUGAAGCUUCUAUUGAGGCUCCAGAUGCCCAGGGAUUACGUGAAGUUGUUGCAAUUCAAAAGGCAACAGAUUGUUUGUUAGAGCUUCAACAAAAAUGUGAUGGAACUCAUGACCAAUAUGACACUCCAAUGUUAGGUUCUGAGACCAGAGUUGAAAACAGGUCACUUGGCAAUGAUAUUGCAUCUAAUUCGGGGGAUGUUAGUACCCUUUUUAUUGAAUCUUCAAGUGAGGCUCUGGAUGAGGUUGUUGCAGUUCGAAAGAAAACCGAUUGUGUGUUAGAAUUUCACUGCAAUGGAGGUUCUUCCGGUGUCGUAGAAGUCCAUGCAGGACAGAAUUGUGAUGGAAAUCAGGAUCAGGGUGAGACUCCGAUGCUAGAUUCUGAGUUGAAAAAAGUAAAUGGGUCUCCUACCAGCAAUGAGGUUGUAUGCUGUUCAAAGGAUAAUAAUUAUCUUUUUAUUGAAAGUGUGAGUGAGGCUCUGGAUCGUCAGGGUUUACCUAAGGUUGUGGUAGUUCGAAAGGAAGCAGACGCGAUAGAGAUUCAGUGCAAUGAAGGUUCAUCCGGUGUUGUAGAGAUUGAUUCAGCUCAUAAUUGUGAUGGAAAUCUUGACCAGAAUGAUACUCUGAUGUUAGGUUCUGAAUUGAGAGUAGAAAAUGGGUCACCUACCAGCAAGGAGGUUGCAUCCUAUUCAGGAGAAGUUAAACCUCUUUUCAAUGAAUCUUCAAGUGAGGCUCUGGAUGUUCCGGGGUUACCUGGAGUUGUAAUUCAAAAGAAAACAGAUUGUGCACAACAGCUUCAGUGCACUGAAGGAUCCUCUGAAGUUCAUUCAGCACCGAGUUGUGAUGGAAAUCUUUGCCAGGAUGAGACUCUGAUUGUAGAUCCUGAGGUAGGAGUUGUGAACGGGAUACUUACCAGCAAGGAAGUUGUAUCCUGUUCAAUUGAAAGUCAAGAUCUUGAUUUGGAGUCUAAAUUGCUUACGGAGUCUGAUGAGAAUUGCAUCUUGGAAAGAAAGCAAUAAGCUAAAUGAUCACAGUUAACACUACUAACUGGACGACAGUUCAGCACAUCAGUUCAGUUAUGGGAUGGAGCCGAUGGACACAGAAAAUCCAAAAAUAGCUGAAAGGAUAGAUGAUACCCGUUGUUCAUUAUUCUUGUACCUAGGUAUUUUGUUUAUGGCCUCUAAUCACAUAAAGGAAGAGGCUGCAGUUUCUUGUCGACACUAAUUGUAGCAGUGGGGGUUGUGGAUACCUCCAUGAUUUUGUCACCUCAUUUCUGAUUCAUGUGACCAGAUACAAAAACCUUAGAGGUAGGGAUAGCUUUUACAGCAGAAUCAAAUGAUAAAUACUUUGUUGAUUCUUCGUAAUUUAAUGAAAAUUUAUAAUUUAAACC
Molecule: messenger RNA, 6709 nt
Organism: Chenopodium quinoa (quinoa)
Lineage: Eukaryota; Viridiplantae; Streptophyta; Magnoliopsida; Caryophyllales; Amaranthaceae
Product: DDT domain-containing protein PTM-like
Exons: 9
Coding region: 252-6338 (2028 amino acids)
Source: RefSeq, a predicted model, not a curated record